This is a messenger RNA of Alnus glutinosa, 5220 nucleotides long. Its product is annotated as endoribonuclease Dicer homolog 2-like. NCBI's taxonomy places the organism in Eukaryota, Viridiplantae, Streptophyta, Magnoliopsida, Fagales, Betulaceae. Gene Ontology annotation, cellular component: nucleus; cytoplasm. Bases 1045 to 4875 code for a protein of 1276 amino acids. Gene Ontology annotation, biological process: siRNA processing. The transcript has 21 exons. Gene Ontology annotation, molecular function: RNA binding; protein binding; ribonuclease III activity. The record is from RefSeq and is a predicted model, not a curated record.
UCCUCCGAGGAACGAGCCCAAGGGGAGAGGCUUGACAAGAAGUGGAAGCCAAUCACCAAGGAGGAGGGCGUCAGAGCCGAGAAGGAGAAGCUUGACAAGAAGAGGGUUUGAGACCCCCCAAGAUGCUUCUUAGGAGAGGCUUGGUAAGAAGAGGGCUCUGGAUUCCCAUGCUCUGGGAAGAUUUUUGACAAGCUAAUGGGGAGUGAUUUGGCUCGCAAAUCUAUGCCAUGACCCCAAGUCUAAGAACUGAUCAAAUCCUCUUUGGGGAUAGGGGACCCAAAUGACUCAGUUCUUGUGGUCAAUCUGGAUGAUAGUUCGCAAGAGGAAGGAACUACCCUGGCCGAUUCUUUAACAAUCAAGGAGCCGAUCAUUAGCCUUGUAAUUACGGCUCCUGAGGAUCGGGCAACAGCUGAAGAGCCGAUUGUUAGUUCAACGAUUGAGACUACUGAAGAUUGAGCCCCAGUUGUAGAGCCGAUCGCCAGUCUUGUAGUCGAGAUUAUUGAAGAAUGGGCCUCAAUUGCAGAUUCGAUCGCUAGUCCCGUGAUUAGGACUAUCGAGGAUCAGACUACAACCAUAGAGCCGACCUGCCAAGACACUGUAGGACAACCUAUGGAGGGUCUUGGAGAAGUUGAAGUGGCUGAAGUUCCUAUCGAGAAUCUGAUUGGGCCGAACGAUAAAGAGGCUGAAAUUCAAAAAGGUUCGGCAAGUCCUUCGUUCUGUGUUGAUGACGACACGCCGGAAGCUGAAGAACCCACUCUCCUGCCCCUUGGUGGAAAAUAGUGGGAACGUUAGCUGAUCCCUUGGAGUUUGUCAAAGAGGUUAUUCCUGAAAGGUACACUAAGGGCAAGGAAAGGUCCCACGGGAUUUUUUGGUGGAGGCCUUAGUUUCCUGUCUGUUUGUGGUUUUGCAGCAAGUGGUCGAGGGGCUGAGUCUACCCAGGGAACAUUAGAGGUUCUCCGAGGAGAAAUCGUCCGAAGUCACAAAUUCUACCAAGAAAUUGACUAGCGCUUGCCCCUUCACAGCCGUUCUUGGCAGGUGCUUGUGAUGACACCUGCAAUUUUGCUUGCUGGCUUGAAGCAUAGUUGUUUCAAACUAAGCAUGAUAAAGGUUUUAAUAUUUGAUGAAUGCCACCGUGCCAGUGGUAAAGACCCUUAUGCUUGCAUUAUGAGGGAGUUCUAUCACCAUCAGCUAAGUUCUACUAGAUCUGAUCUUCCUAGAAUAUUUGGGAUGACUGCUUCCCCCAUAAAGACAAAGAGUGGAGACUCUGAAAUCUCUUGUUGGCAAAAGAUUCAUGAACUUGAGACCAUGAUGAAUUCAAAGAUGUAUACUUGUGCGAGUGAAUCUGUGCUUGCUCAAUUUAUACCAUUUUCGACUCCGAAGUUUAAAUUCUAUAGGCAUGAGGAAAUUCCAUGUACCUUAUAUGGACGCUUAGUUCGUGAUUUGCAGAGUUUAGAAGAAAAGCAUCUACUCUCACUAAAAAUGCUUGGUCUCGAAGAAUCUGCUGCAGAUGCUUCAAGCAAAAAGAUAAAAAAGAUUGCUUCAGCUUUAAUAUUCUGUUUGGAUGAGCUUGGUGUUUGGCCUGGUCUAAAGGCUACACAGUCCUUUUCAUGCAAUGAAACUGAUUUAAUUUCAUGGGGAAAACUGGAUGUGCGUAGUCAGACAAUUGUUAAUAAUUUCAGUUUGGAUGUUUUCCAUGCAUUUGCCACUUAUGUUCCAUCAGGUCCAGAGUGGUCUAUUGGUGAUGAUGUUAAAGCCAAUAUGGAUGCAGGGCUUGUGACUUCAAAAGUUGUCUGUCUCAUUGAAUCUCUUCUUGAAUACAGGGCUUUAAAGGAUAUUAGAUGUAUAGUCUUUGUGGAAAGGGUCAUUACAGCCAUUGCCUUACAUUAUCUAUUGAAUGAGUUGCUUCCGAAAUACAACAGCUGGAAAUCUAAAUACAUUGCAGGCAAUAACUCUGGGUUGCAAUCCCAGACAAGGAAAAAACAGAAUGAAAUUGUGGAAGAAUUUCGUGAAGGCAUGGUGAACAUCAUUGUUGCAACAUCAAUUCUUGAAGAAGGUUUAGAUGUUCAAAGCUGCAACUUGGUGAUUAGAUUUGACCCUCCUUCCACCGUUUGUAGUCUCAUACAGUCCAGAGGCCGUGCUAGAAUGCAACAUUCAGAUUAUCUAUUAAUGGUGAAGAGUGAGGAUUUUGCUACUCGAUCUCGACUAGAGAAAUAUCUUGCUGGUGGAGAUAUUAUGAGAAAGGCAUCCUUAGGCCAUUCUUCACUCCCUUGCUCACCUCUUCAAAGUGAUUUAAAUGAUGAAGAAGUUUAUUCUGUUGAAAGCACUGGAGCAUCCGUGACACUGUCUUCUAGUGUUGGUUUGUUAUACAUCUAUUGCUCACGGCUCCCUUCUGAUCGCUAUUUUAAACCAUUUCCAAGGUGGGAUGAGAAGACUCGCACUCUACAUCUUCCCAAGAGCUGUCCUUUACAGAAAGUUGUUGUAGAAGGAAAUAUUAACUCUAAAAUUGUGAAGCAGACUGCCUGCCUUGAAGUAUGUAAGAAACUUCACGAGAUUGGUGCUUUGACAGAUAAUCUUGUUCCAGAUAUUGUUGUGGAAGAAGGCACAGCACAAGAAUGUGUGAAUGAACAUUAUAUUGAUGAGCAACCCAGUUACUUCCCACCUGAACUAGUCGAUUGUCGUCCAAAGAAUUCUAAAAUAAUGUAUCAUUGCUACUUAAUUGAGUUGAAGCAGAACUUUGGUUAUGAUGUUCCAGUUCAUGACAUCAUGCUUGUCAUGAGAAGGGAGCUAGAUUCUGAUGUUGGAAGCAUGCAUUUUGAAUUGGACGUUGAUAAGGGUAGCUUAGCAGUGAACUUUAAAUAUGUAGGAGUGAUGCAUCUUAGCUCAGAUCAGGUCCUUUUGUGUAGAAGGUUUCAGAUAACUCUUUUAAGAGUUCUUAAAGAUCAUAAUUUGAAUAAUUUAAAGGAGCUUUUGGAUGGAGAUUGUUCAGGAGAUAAUAUUGAGAUUGACUAUCUUUUGCUUCCAGCCACUGGCAAAGAUCAGAGACCUUUGAUUGAUUGGGAAUGUAUUACUUCUGUGCACUUUUCAUGUGAAAAGUUUUUUGAAUCUCACUUGAAUUGUUCUUUGCCCAAGGGUUAUGCUCGUUGUGUACAGACCAAAGAUGGUUCUGUAUGCACAUGCAUGCUUCGGAAUUCUUUGGUCUAUACCCCUCACAGUGGUCAUGUGUACUGCAUAACUGGAAUUUUGGGAUUGAAUGGAAACUCACUUCUGAAGCUCAGGGAUGGCAGAAUGGUUACAUACAAGAAGUACUAUGAAGAUCGGCAUGGCAUCAAGCUGCGUUUUCAUAACGAAUUAUUGCUUAAUGGGAGACAUAUUUUUCAGGUGCAAAAUUACCUUCAGAGAUGCAGAAAACCGAAAGAGAAAGAAUCAGGUCAUACAACAGUUGAAUUGCCUCCAGAACUUUGCAAAAUAAUCAUGUCACCAAUAUCAAUCACUACAUUUUAUUCAUUCUCAUUUGUUCCUUCGAUCAUGCAUCGGCUUGAGUCUUUGCUUCUAGCUGUCAAUUUAAAAAAGAUGCAUUUGGAUCAUUGCACGCAAAAUGAUGUUAUUCCAACUAUCAAGGUCUUGGAGGCAAUUACUACUAAGAAAUGCCAAGAGGCAUUCCACUUGGAAUCUUUAGAAACUCUUGGAGAUUCUUUUCUCAAAUAUGCUGCUAGUCAACAGCUUUUUAAGACCUAUCAAAAUCAACACGAGGGCGUCCUUACUGCGAAGAAAGAAAAAAUAAUUUCUAAUGCAGCUCUUUGCAAGUUUGGAUGUGACUGCAAACUUCCGGGAUUUAUUCAGAAUGAGUGCUUCGAUCCUAAAAAGUGGAUAAUUCCUGGAGAUAGAUCUCGAAGUUAUGCAUUAAGUGAGGAGUUGCUUCUUAGUACGAGGAAAAUCUAUGUUAGGGAAAGUAGGAAGGUGAAAAGUAAAACUGUUGCUGAUGUUGUUGAAGCACUAAUUGGUGCAUUUCUUAGCACUGGUGGUGAAACAGCAGCCUUAUUAUUUAUGGAUUGGGUGGGUAUAAAGGUAGACUUCCACGUUACACCGUAUGAGAGGCACUUCCAAGCUCACGCAGAGAAACAUCUAAAUGUCAGACAUUUGGAGUCUUUGUUGAACUACUCAUUCAAUGAUCCCUCUCUAUUGCUGGAAGCUUUGACCCACGGCUCUUACAUGCUUCCUGAGAUUCCAAUAUGUUAUCAGCGACUUGAAUUUCUUGGGGACUCGGUGUUGGAUUAUCUCGUGACCAGGCAUUUCUAUUAUAAAUAUCCUGGGUUAUCGCCAAAAUUGUUAACUGACAUGAGAUCUGCUUCUACAAAUAAUGAUUGUUAUGCACGAUCUGCAAUUAAGUUUGAACUGCACAAACACAUCCUCCAUAGCUCACAAACACUCGACAGGCAUUUAGCCGAAACGGUUAACAAUUUUGAAAAGUUAUCUUCAGAAUCAACUUUUGGAUGGGAGUCAGAGACAACUUUCCCCAAGGUACUUGGUGAUGUUAUAGAGUCUUUGGCAGGAGCCAUUCUUGUGGAUUCGGGAUACAAUAAGGAGAUAGUCUUUCAGAGUAUAAGGCCUCUUUUGGAGCCUCUGAUUACUCCUGAAACAGUGAUGCCCCAUCCUGUGAGGGAGUUAAAUGAGCUUUGCCAAACAAGGCCUUAUAAUAUGAAAGAACCCAUCAAGUCCCGCAACAAGGGUAUGGCUUCGAUUACAAUAGAGGUUGAAGCAAAUGGGAUCUCCUUCAAAUCUACAGCUACAGCUGCCGAUGGAAGGACAGCGAAAAAGAUAGCAUCAAAACAAGUAUUGAAGUCUCUCAAGGAGUCUCUCAAGGAACAAAUUCUAUGAAAUAAAGUCCUGACCAAAGUUUUGAGCUUCACAUGGUAAAAGUUAUUAGGAUAUAUAUAUAUAUAUAUAUAUAUAUAUAUAUAUAUAUAUAUAUAUAUAAGUGAAGUUUUAGGAAAAUUUGCACUUACAUACCCACAAGUUUGUUCGUGUAUUGAGUUAUUAAUUUUAUGUUUUGGAUACAUAUAGCAUAAAAACAAAAUUUGUUAUAUGUUGGUUGUAAAUUGUAAUCUCACAUCAAAGUUGUCAUCCGGUGUAAAGUGGUGUUGUAACUUUCUUUGUAACAAAGUGAUGUUUUUUGUCUUGCUAUUUAUGGACUAUAAUAAAGGCAUUGUUGUAAUUUGGUAA